This is a messenger RNA of Electrophorus electricus (electric eel), 3662 nucleotides long. RefSeq names its product SH3 and cysteine-rich domain-containing protein 2-like. Gene Ontology annotation, molecular function: protein binding. The record is from RefSeq and is a predicted model, not a curated record. Gene Ontology annotation, biological process: positive regulation of voltage-gated calcium channel activity; positive regulation of protein localization to plasma membrane; skeletal muscle contraction. Lineage: Eukaryota; Metazoa; Chordata; Actinopteri; Gymnotiformes; Gymnotidae.
AGGCGCCGAGCGAGAUUUCUAAACAUCUAGUGUCAUUAGCGUGCUGUGUGCAGGCGAAGACCUUGCCAACCCCGAAAGCUCGGGUGCUUUGGAAGGGAAAAGAUUGUUUACUUUGAGACGACGCAAUGGAUAUAGUUGCAGACGUUAUUAUUAUAUCAUUACCACUCACGAAUUUUGCAAAUAAGAAACAAGAAGCAGGAUACUAAACCUUUGCCUAUUUAGCCGAGUAAUUGUUUUUUGUUGUUGUUGUUGUUUUUUCUUGUUUUUUUUUUUGGUUUUUUUUUUACUGACAGAACCGCUUGGAUCAAACUGGUGAUGACGGAAAACGAGAUGAACAGCGAGCUACAGCGCUCACCGGGCACUUCGUCAGUAACGGCCGCAUCAAAGUUGUUGCGCCUGAAGCGUUCUUUUGCUUUCAUGCGCAGUAAGAGUGUGGAGAACUUUUUCCAGCGUUCCUAUAGUGAUGCUCGUUUGCCUUCUGACUUCAUCUCCGACCCGCCGCCUCCAUCUCCGCCCAUGUUGCCAGGCUCACCGUUGCCUAGUGACAACUCUGCUAUCCUGUCCCCUUCCGUCAGCCCCAAACCCUCUUUAAGCCCCUCCCCUGUGGUUCAGCAGCCACGCCCCAUGCAGACACACUGUUUCCUGGAGCACGUGUUUCGUCGGCCAUCCAGCUGUCAGCUUUGCAAACACGUAAUUGUGGUAAUGGGGACUGGCCUAACUCUGCUUCUGAUUGGAUGUUUAUGCUGUUGUAAUUCAGGAAAUUCUAAACAGGGGCUACGAUGUAAAACAUGUAAAAUAGCAGCUCAUCUAUGGUGCACAUCAGAACUCUCCCAGCAAACAUGCUAUGGCAAGACUGGCAUGUUUAAACGUAACUACAGUUCUCCUCUGCUCGUCAUUGACCAGCUGGGCCCGGUCAGGGAGAGUCAACCUGCACAAGAGGCAAAGACACGAAUAGAUCCUGUGUAUGCAACACUACGCUAUGGAACUUCUCUGGCCCAGAUGAGUCGGUCUAGUUUUGGGAGCAUGAGUGAAUCUCCAACACAUAGCUUGGGGGGUGAGAAAGAGGAUGGGGAGAUGGAAGCGGAGAACAAGCCAGAUGAAGACCCAGAGAUAGCUGAUCUCCCUCCUUCAGAAGACACGAAGACAGACACAGAGGAGACAGUAAAGAUUCCAAAACUUCACACCAUCCACACUUAUGUUGCUCUAUACAGAUUCCUGCCCCAAGAGUCCAAUGACCUACAACUACAUCCUGGUGACAGGGUGCAGGUCACUGAUGACUCUAAUGAAGAGUGGUGGAAGGGGAAGAGUGGGAACAAGGUAGGCUUUUUCCCUGCUAAUUUUGUGCAGAGAGUGCGUCCAGGUGAGAGUGUGUGGAGGGUGACGCAGGGUGCCCAAGGAAACCGCCAGCUGGGUCACAUGGCUGUUAAGGAAGAUCAGAUCUGUGUGGGGAAGAAAGACAACAGCGAGGGGUUUUUGAAGCUGCAUAGUGGGAAGAAGCGUGGAUUGGUCCCUGCUCACUCUUUAGAGGAAAUCUGAGCAUCUGGAGGGGCUUUGAUGUCACACGUCAGACUCAGUCCCGUGCCGACAACCUCAACAUCGAAGAUCUGAUCCAGUAGUGACCUGCUGCAUCUCCACCAUGGUCUGAGCCACCAAUGAUAUCAACUCUCCAUAGAAAUGAGGCUCUCAUUUCUAAGCCCCUCCCACAAGAAGAAUGUAAACACAUUGUCGUUAUUACUAUCAUUAACAUUUAUUAUCAGACCCUGGCGACAUCUGUCUUUUGGACACAAAUCCAGAGCCCAGCUCUGUCUCAGGGGUAAACAUGCUGCACUCUGAUAGGCCCGUGAACCCACCACAGUUAUCUGCUCAAUGAAGAUGGAUGUUAUGCAAGGUGGACAGCUGACAGACACCCACAAGUGCUCUUCUACAAGUGCUUCUGACUACACCAUUUGCAAAAGCAUCUGUGUGCAUGUGAAUCCCCUGUGUUCUCUCUUUACCAUGCGUAUAUUCUGCUUUGUCUUUCAAUUUAUCCCAUGCAGUGGUAUAAGUGUUCUCUUGAGUACAGCUACAGCCUAAAUUAGUCUCUCUCAGAUUUACUUAUCUAUUUCUGAACGACCUCAUUUUAAUGUUCCUUACAUUCAAGGACACAGUGUGUGUACUUGUAUGUGUGUGUGUGAGUGUGUGUGUGUGUGUGUGUGUGUGUGUGUGUGUGUGUUUGUUUAAUCGGGGCACAAAAGGAGGUCAGAUUUCACAGAUGAUAAAUCUAUGGCUAAGGAAGAAUGGACAGUAGUCUAACUUUAGAGCUACUGGAAAAUGUAGUUCUCUUAAUAAGACUACAGAACUUGUAACCAGUCCACCAGGCGAGUGUCGGCCUGCUUGAGAACAUUUGCAUCGACUUGGCAGUGUGCUUUAGUCAGUGGGUGAGUAUGCUAUACUAUACUCUAGAAAAAAAGUGAAGAGACAGCUGUUCACCAGAUCAGGACAAGCUAGUGUUUCUACCUUUUAAACAAACCGAAACGUAGUGAGCCAAACCUAUGAGCCAACUCCUAUUCCAUUAGAUUGAUGUGUCUUCCAUCUGUACUUUAUAUUUGAAUUUGCCUGUGACUUUCUUUGGCCUAAAAUUGCCAAUGGGCAAGGGAAGUGACAAACUGACCAAUAUUGUAUUGUAUUGCUUCAACCACCCCAAAAUUUGGGAGAACAUGUCAAAAAAUGGACAAAUAUACGUCAAAACUGGACACCCUGACGUACAGCUAAAAACCAGACUGUCCAGUCAGAUGGGUGGCCACUCUAUGUAUGAUGGGUACUAAGAGUGGAUAAGAACGGUAUCAACAGCAGGGCCUGAAACCCAUGUGCUUAAUCGUAAUGGCAGUGUAUUACACUUUAAAGAGGAUAAAGUAUCAGUAUUACUGAAAACUAAAAAGUGACAGCAGAGGAAAGAGUUAAAGCCUGAAAUCACAUACGUUUCGGCUGCAAACUCAGCUUUUGGAGUUUGUACCCUAAAGUAAUGUCCAUUAGAGCAUGUAUAGAUUAAAUCAGUAUCCUGGACAACAUAGACAUACACCUGAGACUCAUAAUCGUUUAUAGAAACUUUUACAGACUUUUUUUUUUUCAGUGGCAGUGUGUUUACAUCUUCAUGAAGUGUACUAAGUCCAACUUAGACAAGUUUAUGUUCUCAUCUUUCAUGGUGCGUGCGCACUAAGCCCUUAAGCCCUCCUGCACGGUAGAGACUGAAUGAACUUCUGCAGAUCACAUGACUGGAAUCAUUUUUCCCCAGCUUCCUCAGUUCACACUUUGACUUUAAACUAAUCAGAAUUUAUAUCCGGUUUUCUCACUUGAGUACACUGGCUCUCGCAGCAGCAAUGUAUGCAGGUAUAUCUUAAAAUGUGCAGAAUUCUACAAGCCGUACUACACAUGACAGCAGGACAUAUUUCUAGUAUUUUAAUCUGCUUAAAGCUACAAAUCCAACUGUCAAAUAAAUCUGUUGUUUUGUGAUGGGAGCACUGCAGUGAGCAGUACUCCUGUGCAUGGAUGGUUUUUGGAAUGAAAUCUGCAUUCAUAUUUAAUUUUCUUCUGUCUUAGUGGCGCUCAAAGGCACUGUGUCCUGGCUGCUCGGGGAGGGUGUGUGCGUUACAGUCCCUCUCCUCACCGCUGUGUGUGUGUGUGUG